AUGUUAUCCCCUACACAAUUGUUAAAGCGUAUAGGCGUCGGCGGGGGGCUGGUGCCCUUCUUCAAGUGUGUGUGCGUGUAUUUCGCGGCAGGUAGCGGCAUCGCACCCUCUGCUGCCGCCGUUGCUGCUAAAGUUGCGCCCAUACUGUGCCUGCUGUUGUUUGUGCUCAUACACCAUGGACCCUCCAUGCACCAAAAGCCCAACACCGCAUUUGAAGGACUCUGUUACGCUACUGCUAGGGGGUGGUACGCUCGGCGCAUCGCUCUGGGGCUGGCGCUGUCCGCGGUGGGGGACGCGUUGCUGGUGUUUCCGCAGCGGCUGGCGGGGGGCAUGGCGUGGUUCGCGGGCGCGCACGUGGCGUACAUGGCCGCGUUCGGGUGGCGGCCGCGGGCGGCGGCGCUGGGCGCGGCGCUGGCGGCGGCCACGGCCCUGUUCUGCUGCCAGCUGCGGCCGCCGGCGGAGCUGCGCGUGGCGGUGCCGGCGUACUCGGUGCUGCUCGGGGGGAUGGCGUGGCGGGGCGCGGCGCGCGGCGGCACCAGCGCGGCGGGCGCGCUACUGUUCCUGCUCUCAGACGCGAUCCUGUCCUACAGCCUCUUCGCCGGCCCCGUACCGUACAAACAGGCGGUGGUGAUGUCGACGUACUACUUGGGCCAGUUGGGCAUAGCGGUGAGCGUGCUCGACCACCGCCGCAUACACGGACACUAA
Diatraea saccharalis (sugarcane borer) is the source of this 705-nucleotide messenger RNA. Lineage: Eukaryota; Metazoa; Arthropoda; Insecta; Lepidoptera; Crambidae. The record is from the annotation of a GenBank genome assembly.